UCCGCGCGCCACUUCCGUUUCUGGAACCUACCAUCUGCUAUGAUACAUGUAAACACCCGACUGUACAACAUCCACCGCCUCCACCAUUCUGCGGCACACGGGCUUUGAGGAGUUGUUCCACGGCUCCCAGAUGGCCGCCUCCAUCAACAGCUGCGUGCUUCUUCUGGAUCUCCCCGAAAAAGCACUUGCCGGCAUUGACCUACUAUCGUUUACAACCUCGCCGAGGUUCAGAGGCGUCAAAAAUUUGCCCCCCGGCUUGCACUUCAUCUUCGCAGCCAGUGAUAACGCCUUGUCGGUACGCCACGGAGCAUGGUUCUACGUGUCACCUGGCACCGGCUCACCACAGGUUUUUGUCAAGAGAUGGGAUGGCCGUACUGAGGAUCUGGUCGCCGAAACGUCGCAGACGGAGGUGCUGAGAGAGAAAGCAAACCUGGGGAGUAUAUGGAAAGACGGCCUGACCCCGUACCGCCAGACCGUGCAAGAGGGAGGCUCCGGCGCAGAAGGCGACUUCCAGGAAGAAUCGCAGGACUGGGACGACCUCACGUCGAGAAUCACACAAACCUUGUUGUCGCGCAUAUGCGGCCUCCAUCCCGAUCAUUGGAGCUUAACAUCUGCCUCGGCUGGUCUGAUGGAUCUGGAGUCCAUCCCAGGGCUGGAGUCAAGCAGCUCAACAAUACACCCAGAGAAAGAACUCAACUUUCUACCCAUCGACUUGAGGCGGACGUGGAGAGUCGGAGCGACCGGGCGCGAACGGACCGAAGCUGCGCAAGAUAGAUCUUGGUAUCUAGGAGAUCUGAUUGACAACCACAGCCAAGCAGGCGACAAGCGCCGACGAGAGUUUGAAGUGCUUGGGGAGCUGCAGUUUGCCUUCCUAAUGGUUCUUACGCUAAACAACAACUCCUGUCUGGAGCAAUGGAAGAGGAUCUUGGCACUGCUGUUUACCUGCCGUCAAGCGAUCAAAGAGCGGUCUCAGCUGUUCCUCGAACUGCUGCAGACUUUGCGCUUCCAGUUAAACCAUUGCGCUGAUAUGGAUGGUUUCUUCGACAUGAAUGAGGCCGGAGGGGGGUUUUUGCAUCCUCUGCUCAAAAAAUUUCGAAGCAAUCUUGACGAAUUUGACGGGAAAUGGAAGUCAGACAUGAUGGAUGAACUGGACGAGCUCGAGGAUCAUCUGCAGAAACAGUUUGGUUGGGAGCGCGGCGAUUCUUUUGUCAAACGCGGAAUGCUGGAUCUCGAGGACGGCGAGCGCGUUGAGAUGGACGUCAACGAUGCCGACGAGGACGACGAGUCUGGCGACUACGCUCCGACAGUCGUCGAACUGACGCCAGCCCAGCUUAAGGAGCUGAACGGAGGCGAUGUCGGCUACAAGACGAACAAGGCCGAGGAAUCGGAGGAAGAGGCUGACCUCGACGACAUGGAUGAGCGGUACUGACUCCACACCGGUGAGCAAGACAGGACUCUUACACGAGCGCCACUUCCAGUCGCUCGCACUAUGUUCUUGUCGAUCAAUACAAAACGCACAUUCACCGCAGUAUUACCCACCUACAGUACAUUGAGCCUGUCAUGCCCUGUCGCAAAAAUAGCUGGCGCGUGCUGCUGCAGCGGCGCUAACACGCAUGUAAACUUAUGCUGCAGAUCAUCAUGGUCAGCACAGCCUUGCAAUGGCAAAGCCACAACAAAUCCAUGCGUGAUCGCUGAGCGAG
This is a messenger RNA of Boeremia exigua, 1700 nucleotides long. RefSeq names its product A1 cistron-splicing factor. The record is from RefSeq and is a predicted model, not a curated record. Lineage: Eukaryota; Fungi; Ascomycota; Dothideomycetes; Pleosporales; Didymellaceae. Bases 131 to 1429 code for a protein of 432 amino acids. The transcript has a single exon. Gene Ontology annotation, biological process: spliceosomal tri-snRNP complex assembly.